Messenger RNA from Petromyzon marinus (sea lamprey), 2162 nucleotides. RefSeq lists its product as uncharacterized. Gene Ontology annotation, cellular component: transcription regulator complex; PcG protein complex; chromatin. Lineage: Eukaryota; Metazoa; Chordata; Hyperoartia; Petromyzontiformes; Petromyzontidae. Gene Ontology annotation, molecular function: DNA-binding transcription factor activity, RNA polymerase II-specific; RNA polymerase II cis-regulatory region sequence-specific DNA binding. Gene Ontology annotation, biological process: regulation of transcription by RNA polymerase II. The record is from RefSeq and is a predicted model, not a curated record.
UGUUGACAUCCUGACCACCACCACCACCACAACAACAACAACUACUACUGCAGCAGCUACUGACGUUGUUGUUUACCCAGGCGCAAAGCCCUCGCCCUAUGCCUCCUUCUUUGUCUGUGCAUAUCAACGGAGAGAGCGCCCCCUCUUGUCUGCUGCACCUCGCCGAGGAGAGAACUCCGCGCAUUCUACUCUGAUGUCCAGUUUCCAUCAACAACAAACUACAGACAACCAUAUAGUUCCACAAUAGAGAAAAAAGAAUCAAUCACAUGGAGCAGAGAGACUCAACACAGCCUGGAAUUAAAAGGCACCAAUGCGUCCUUUGUUCAUACAGCACGGAUCAGAUGGGCAAUUUGAAGAAACAUCAGAGAACACAUACUGGCGAGAAGCCCUUCAAGUGCACUGUGUGUGGGAAGGCAUUUAAAGACGCACGAUCUCUGCGUAUUCACCAGAGAACACACACUGGCGAGAAGCCCUUCAAGUGCACUGUGUGUGGGAAAGCAUUUACACGGUCAGGAGAUCUUGACAGACAUCAGAAAACACACACUGGUGAGAAGCCCUUCAAGUGCACUGUGUGUGGGAAUGCAUUUUCACGGUCAUCACAUCUUGACACACAUCAGAAAACACACACUCAUGAAAAACCUUUCAUAUGCACGGUGUGUGAGAAGGCAUUUAAAGAUUCAAGAUCUCUGCGUAUUCACCAAAGAACGCACACUGGUGAGAAGCUCUUCAAGUGCACUGUUUGUGGGAAGGAAUUUCCACGGUCUUCACAUCUUGACAGACAUCAGAAAACACACACUGGUGAGAAGCCCUUCAAGUGCACAGUGUGUGGGAAUGCAUUUACACGGUCAUCACAUCUUGAGACACAUCAGAAAACACACACUGGUAAAAAGCCUUUCUUUUGCACUGUAUGUGGGAAGGGAUUUUCACAUGCAGGAUCUUUUCAUAUUCACCAGAGAACACACACAGUUGAGAUGCCCUUUAAGUGCACUGUCUGUGGGAAGGCUUUUACACAGUCCGAAGAUUUACAUAUUCACCAGAAUAAACACACAGGUGAAAGGCCGUUCAAGUGCACUCUGUGUGGGAAUACAUUUACACGGUCAUCACAUCUUAACAGACAUCAGAAAACACACUUUGCUGAAAAGCCCUUCAAGUGCACAGUGUGUGAGAAGUCAUUUUCACGUUCAUCACAUCUUAACAGACAUCAGAAAAUGCACACAGGCGAAAUGCCUUUGACGUGCAAUGUGCGUGGGGAUGCGUUUACAAGGUCAGAAGUCCGAAACAGUCAAGAGAAGACCCACACAGACUGGAAUGGCAAAUCCACAAGUGAGAGUCAAAAUGCUGCAGUGACCCCAUCUCUUAUUAAACAGGAACCAGAACAAUUUCCCCCCUUUGCAAUGUGGCCAGGAGUGAAGGUGGAAUGUGAAGAAGUGAAUUGUGAAGAAGUGAAGGUGAAAUGUGAAGAUGAAGAUUGGAUUUCAGGACCUGACCUCCAGUUUGAUGGCGGCAGCAUGAAGCAGGAGGAGAAUGCACACUGGUGAGAAGCCCUUCAAGUUCACUGUGCGUGAGAAGUGAUUUAUACGGUCAGAAUGCCGAAACAAUCAUGGGCAGAUCCACACGAAGGCUAGUCAAAAUCAAAGUGCAGCAAUGAACCAAAAUAACUAGAGGUAAAGCCCCCCUUUACAACGUGGCCAGGAGUGAUGUGGAAUUGGAAUAUGAAUUUUUGGCUCUAGGACCCGACCUCCAGGUGGAUGGAGGCAGCGUGAACCAGGAAGAUUCAGCCUGUGAGGGAGAGAUGAUCCCCAGGAGUUUGUGGAUGUGGAGGUGUGGAUGGGCUUUACGGAAAAAGCAGAAUAGGAGGGCCCAGGACGUGUGAAGUGGGGUCGAGGAAGAUCUCUAACCAAGACCGUGACCCAGAGAAGCUCCAUCGUGUUCACGUUAUUCACAGGCUUCUCUCCCUACAAUAAUGCAUGCAGCUGUAGGUGUAAUCAAACCAGAUAAAGCUUUCAGUGUAAUAAUGCAAUAUUGUCGAUUUGCAAAGAAGUAGGGUUUAUUUUUCGUAAUUUAGAAGUAUAAUUUGAUUGUUAUGCAUGACACGAUUUUUAUUAUCUGUUAACUGUUGGACAUUACCAUUAAAUUGGUUGCCAUGUGUGGCUUGGCCUUUC